Carassius gibelio (silver crucian carp) is the source of this 1060-nucleotide messenger RNA. Its product is annotated as CD48 antigen-like. Bases 315 to 1025 code for a protein of 236 amino acids. The record is from RefSeq and is a predicted model, not a curated record. The transcript is spliced from 6 exons. Lineage: Eukaryota; Metazoa; Chordata; Actinopteri; Cypriniformes; Cyprinidae.
UCUCGGGGUCCCUGGUAGUCAGACACAUCACAGCGAAUGGAGACAGCUUGCCCCUCUACAUGUACCAGAGGACCAACUGGAACCUUCACCACACGGCCCUCACAGACCAACACUGAGAGAAGAAGAGAAGAUAUCUCAGGUUUGGGCUAUCUGCUUGCAGUAAACAUAUUUACACCCGAACUAGCCCCUGGAUCACUUCACAGCCCUACAUUGAGAUAAUCUCCAGAGUUUCAGGCUCAUACAAAUGCACAAAAGCCAGUUUGGACUGACCGUUUACCUGGAACAGCUGAGAGAAAUAAGAAAGUGAAUGAAAAAUGAGAACACUCUGGGAAGUAUUUCAUCUUUUCGUCUGUGUAAUAUUAUCACGAUUCAAUGCUGUAACUUCUGUCACCUUUGUUGAGAAUGGGAAUAAUUUGACUUUAAAUCCAAAUAUAAGUGGAAAGCCUGAAGACAUUUUGUGGACAUUCAAUGAAAACAAGGUGGCCGAAUAUGAUUUGAAUGAAUUUAAAGCGUAUGGACAAUUCAAAGGAAGAUCAUGGAUUGAAAUCACUACUGGGCAGCUCAUUGUUCGUCACAUGACAAGCCAGGACAGUGGUAUUUAUAGGUCUGAAAUACAGAUAGAUGGAAAGUAUCAAAAGUCUGAAAAUGAAGUUCAAGUUAUUGAUGCUUUGCAGGAGCCAGUUGUGACCUGUAAACUGAUGACAGAAUCAAAAACACUGUUCUGUUCAGCUUCAUCUAAUUCCACAAUAUCCUUUGAAUGGACUGGAUCAAAUUCUAUACAACACUCUAAGCAAGAGCUUAAUAUCAGCAAGGAGGAGAAGCCUGAUGCAGUCUUUACUUGCACUGUGAAAAAUGAAGUUAGCCAAAAGAACACUAGCUUCACUCUGAAAGACUGCAACACAGAUGAUCCACAAUCAGAUAUGAAUACCAUGCUAUCAUUAGUCAUCAUCGGUGCUAUUAUCUUGGGGAUUGCAGCUGUUUUCAUUUAUUUAAUUCACAAAAAAAUAAACAAAGGUAAAACAUAGGUGCUCAUUACAUCAAAAUAUAAAUAUGACAUGAC